AUGGCCUUGAACGCCGCCGUUGCAGGCGUCCUGCAGCAUCAAAGGGAGUCGAGAAGCUACGAGGAUGCCGAGUUUGAUCUGAACCGAGUGCUUGAGAAUCCGAAUGUCUUCAGGAAUAGGAUUGAAACUAUUGACAGCGUUCUUCAUGACGUAGAGUCUCAGACAUUGUUCUGUCCACCGAAGGAAUCUUCAGAGAAGCAGAAAGAGUCGAAACUCCAAGCAUUUCUGGAGCAGGUACAAUCCAGGAUCGAUCGCUCGACAAGAUACCGUAAGCUCGCCGGCACCUCCCUCUUCUUCCUCCUCUUCAUCCUCCUCGUCUUUGUCCAGCGUGACUCUCAAACACUGUUUGCUAUCGAAAGCUCGCUCCUCGACUUCCUUAUCGGUGACCUUCCUACAUAUCUCUCGGGGGGCUUCAUGAACUCCGGGGUAGGAGCCACGGGAUACAUCCGCAACAACGACGACCUCUACUCCUGGCUGCAGCAGAGUAUCCUCCCGUCCGUCUUCCAAGACCCCGUCUGUGGUGACGGAGUCUGCGACAGCCCUGCGGAGUACCCGGGCUUCGGUCGCUUCGGCUGCAUCCCAGACUGCGGCAAGUAUCCCAACCUGACGAGCGUGUCCCUGAGCCUCAAGGACGUGAUCGCUGACAGUGGAGCCUUGCUGGGGUGGGACCUGACGCUCCUCGACUCGAGCCUGGACCCGAGCAGGAGCAAGUUCACCUACAACAUCUACAGCGACACCAUGAACGCCUUCGUCUUCGAGCAAGACAUUGACAACGCGACGCUCUCGCUCGAGCUUCCCGACGGGCAGUACACGCUCGUGAUGUAUCAGACGAAGCAGACGACAGACUUGGUGGACCUGUCUACCAUCGAGCACUACCUGAGACUGGUUCAGAGCACGGUUCCACCGAACCAGCAGCUGAACUCGUUUGAUUACGGUGAUACCCGAGAGCUCAUCGCGUCCGUCACGCUUAUGAUUGAGAACAUCAUUGAUUACUGCUCUAAGCUCGUCAACCAGUCGCCUGACUCCAAGUGUGAAACGCUUGAUGUCACUGCGUACGAGAAGCAACUGCCGUUGUCCUUCGCUGAAACUGAGUCUUCCUUCAAACAAGCAGCCAUGAGUUGCCCGUCGGCAAGAGACAAGCAGUCAAAAGGCUCUCAUCUGAAGAACAACAUCAACACCAAACUGCGUUCAACUCCAAACAUCUCGAUGGGCACAAAACAGGUCGGAGAUACUUGCUCCUCCCACGCUGACUGCGCUGCCUCCUCCUUCUGCGCUGCAUGGACUGUAGUGGCAUCAUCAUCCUCCUCCUCCUCGACCUUCGUCUGCAAGCCCUGCGCUCUCUGUACCGUGGACACCAGGGACUCCUACGACGGCGUCUGUCCUCAGGACAAGUGCCCUGGCUCCGGCGGCUUUCCGCCCUGCGUUAACGCCUCUGCUCUUCUCGCCAGCUUCUCCUCCUCCUGCGAGAACCACAACCACUUUGACAUCUGGUCCUACGGCUCCUCCUCCUCCGGCCCCCCGGUUGUCAUCCCUCCCUUCACGCCCAAGGUGCUGGAGGUGACGCCGUUCAACCGCAUGGUCGGAGCUCUCGUGGUCUCGCAGAAGCGCAUGCAGAGUCUGCCCACGUGCGUCGAUCACAUCCAGGACCCAGGGCUGCACAACUACACGCUCCUCGCUCAGAGCAGCAUCAACUGCCCCUCGACCUCCGCGCAGGAGAGCACUCCCUUCGGCUUCGACCCGACCUUCAUGCCCUCCAGCAGCCUCUACAACGGCGAGCUGCGAGCCGAUCGCUUCUACGGCGACAGCGAGCGACACUCGUUCGUGGACGACAGCGGGCAGGAGGUGAUCUCCUACCCGUACGGCUUCUUCCCCCACCGCUACGACUCCAACCACCUCGACCUCAACAUGGACGGCGAGCUGACGCCCGACGAGCUCGCUCGUGACGUCAACGGCUCUGACUUCAGCAAGAGCCCAGCUGUGGUGGUGAGCUUGGAAGCGGACAACUUCAAGGUGUACUUCGACGAGCGGCUGUCAAGGAAGCAGGCGCUCGACAUGCUGACGAGCCUGCAGGACGGGAAGUUCAUCGACUUCCAGACCAAGCAAGUCUCCGUGGAGCUCAUGACCUACAACGCGGUCAGAAACAUCCUCUCCUACUGCCAGGUGACCUUCACCUGGGACGUCGGGGGAAAGAUCCCGUGGGAGUACAAGAUCACGACGGUGGGGGUGGACAAGAUCAAGCACCCGAGCACGUGGCAGCUGCUGCUCAUGCUCGCCAUCCUGCUGGCCCUGGUGAUCAACGUGGGGAUGGAGGUGACGGACAUCCUGCACCACCUGAGAAAGUUCUCCGCCUCCUCCUACUUCACCGACCCCUUCAACCUCAUCGACUGGCUUCACUUCGCGUUCCUCGUCGGCUCGGUAGUCAGCUGGCUCCUGCUGCACAGCAAGGCGCGAGCCUUCAGCCUCAAGGUCGGUUACCCGAUCCUCUUCUACGGGCCCGAGUACGGCAGCUCGCGACGAGUCUCCUCCGCCUCCAGCCAAGGCAGCGCCGCUAAUUUCGAGAGUCCCAUCGCAGUCACCAGCUUUGCCAAGGCCAGGAGGCUGCGGACCAACAACCAGGCCGAGUACGACUUCCUCCUCCUGCUGGACUCGGUCAAGGCCAUGGCGUCGGCAGAGGACAUGUACGCCUUCUUCGCGGGGAUGAGCAUCGUGCUGUUUGUGUUCCGAAUGCUCAAGUCGCUGGACUUCCAAGAGCGGAUGGGGAUGGUGACGAGGACGAUCGGGAGGGCGUCGAGCGAUCUGUUUCACUUCCUGCUGCUGUUCAUGAUCGUGUUCGUGGGGUAUGCCAUCGUCGGCGUGUUCCUCUUCGGCCAUCAGUACGAGGGCAUGUCCAAUCUCUCAGGUUCCUUUAAGUCUCUUGCUAUCACUAUUCUUAACAUGGACACUACUCAGUUCUACACUUCGAUGGAUCACGCUGCUUCAGACAUCUCCUUCCAGCUCUACUUGUGGUCUUACAUCUUCGUUGUGCUCUUCAUUCUCUUCAACAUUUUCCUCGCUAUCCUCGUCGAGGCCUACUCCAACGUCAAGCAAUCGACCGACGCUCGCGCCGGCCUCGUCUCGGAGCUCAAGGACGUGCUCAGCCACGGCGCGCGCCGCUGGCUGCCGGGCAGUCGCAACUUCAUGGCAGAUCAGAAGAUCCGACAAUCGCUGCAGGAUGAGCUCAAGGCGCGGGGCUCGAGCCAGCGCAUGAAGGAGGUGGUUGACAAGGAGAUGGCGCGGCGAAAGGCGAUUCUCCUUCGGGGGGGCGUGCAGAUCGAUGAGGACGGGCUGCUCGACCUGCUCACCAUGCAGUCCAGCUCCAGCGCCAGCGUCGCUCCUGCCCCCGAAGAUGCGGGGGAAGGAGAAGGGCAGCGAAGAGUGAUGUUGGACAUCCUAGAGCGAUACGGAAAGGACGUGUCUGAGCUCCGAGAGAGACGAAAUAGGGAGCUGCGAGAGAUCGUGGGGAUGGAGAACAUGAAGAGGCUGCUCGCCAUGAACCUCAUGCAGAUCAAUGUGCUCGAGGAUCAGCGGCGGACGCUCGACCUGGUUGAGAGCAUCGCCUCCAGCAUCAUGGACUCAAUCCCGGAGAGGAGGAAGAGCUUCUUUGCCGCCGCCUCCUCCUCACACCCCGAGAGCUCCAAGAUCGGCAAACUCUCCGUCUGCGUUCACGGAGCUAGUGGCCUACCCAAGAUGGAUUUGAUCCGCAGCUGCGACCCCUACUGCAUCCUCUACCUCACAGGGCAGGAAGACGCCCAGUCCUACGUGACGAGGACGAUUCCGAGGAGUGUCACCCCCAAGUGGGAGGAAGAGUUCGAGUGGGACGUGGCAGCGGAAGCCUCCUCAGUCGUCAUCACAGUGUGGGACAAGGACAAUAUCACAAAAGACGACUUCAUCGGGAGCGUGAGCGUGGAGCUCAGCAAGGCCCUAUAUCAGAGCAGCCACGAGAACAUAUUCCUCCCCAUCCUCAACCCCAAGAUUGAGGGCAGGCUGAAGCAGGCGAAGCUGGAGCUCUCCGUCCGCUUCCAUCUGUACGGCAGCUGCUGA
Messenger RNA from Guillardia theta CCMP2712, 4080 nucleotides. RefSeq lists its product as hypothetical. Bases 1 to 4080 code for a protein of 1359 amino acids. The record is from RefSeq and is a predicted model, not a curated record. The transcript has 7 exons. Lineage: Eukaryota; Cryptophyceae; Pyrenomonadales; Geminigeraceae.